CCUUGUCCAUCUCUGCCUCCAUCAUUCCCCUGCCGCCGUCUCGUAAUGGCGACCUUUCGAACCAGACCGGGCAUGGCGCCGCUCCUCCUCACCCUCCUCUUCGCCGCCCUCUCCUACGCCCACGAAGGCCACGAAAAUGUCCCCGAAGGCGCCACCAUCUCCCCCGAUCCCCUCGGCACCAUCAUGUGGCUGCACAUCCUCCUGCAGUCGACCGCCUUCGGCCUCGUCUUCCCCACCGGCAUGGUACUCGGCCUCGUACGCUCGCGCUGGCACGUCCCCGUGCAGAUCCUCGGCGCCGCCAUCGCUAUCCCCGGCUACUUUCUCGGCCAUCUACACAAGGGCCGCCAGUUCACCGCCAAUGUGCAUGCCCAUUUCGCCAACUGGCUGAUGUUUCUGCUAGCUGGCCAGGCGAUAUUAGGCAUGCUGUUGAAGCUGCACAUCGAGCGUGGCUUCCUCGGCAAGGUACGGAAGGUGAUGGUGAAGAUUCACGGCGUCGUUGGCGUGCUCUUCCCCAUCGUGAGCUGGGUGCAGAUGCUGUUUGGCGGCAUCGCUUCGCAAGGCUUCUGUCAAGGCGACCAUCUCGGGCAGUGUCUGGCCCAUUUCAUCAUGGGAAGCGCUUUCAUCGCCUACGGCAUCGUCCUUACCAUCUUGCUGCUCAAUGGCCAGGCGUGGCUGGCGCGUACGGGAAAGAGCCAAGAGUUCUGGGACAGUCUUAUCAUCUCCAUCUGGGGCUGCAUCAAUACCUUCACCGAGCACCGAUGGGGUGGACCGUGGGUGAAGAACGACAUCCAGCACACGAGCAUGGGAGUCAUCUGGUGGGCGGCAGGGCUCGUGGGCAUCUGGCUCGCGCGAGACCGCUCGGGCAGGCCACGGAGGAAUCUCAUUCCCGCCAUCGUCAUAUUCUUGACUGGCUGGGGAAUGUCUGGCCAUGCCCAGGACCUCGAGCUCUCCACUCAUGUACACGCGGUCUUUGGCUACACCCUCAUGCUCGCUGGCCUUACGCGCAUCAUCGAGAUCUCCUUCGUGCUCAAGGACAAGCAAACGCUCGUCGGACCGGAAGGCGGAGACGUAGAUGCGGAAAUCAGCAGCUUCCAGUAUCUGCCUCCUUUCCUGCUCUACGCGUCUGGCUUCAUCUUCAUGGGUGCUACGGAAGAACAAAUGCGCAUGCUCAGCGAUGCCCAUGUCACGCACGUCAGCUACAUCCUCAUCCUGUACAGCCUGGCAUUCUUGAUGUUUCUUUUCGUCCUAAUGCUCAUUCACCUCUACUCCGCACAUGUAGAGCCAAAUCAUGCCCCGACCACGGGCAAGAAGGUCGAAAACGGCAGCAGGAAUAGAAUAUACCGCGAUGUGCCCCAUGCGAAUGGCACCCUCGAUCGGACAGCCCGAGAUGCGCAGGAGUUUGAAUUGGAUGGGCUCAUUAGCGAUGACGAAGAAAUGCUUGCGGGAAAGACGAAUGGCCGGGUGUGAUUGUCAAGGCUUGAUUCACGACUCUUCUUUUGAUAUGCACAGGCGAUUGUAUCCCGUCAUCAAAUCAUGUUGAAUGCGUACAGGGCCGUACCGUUUUGUACAGAAGUCUGAAGCAUCCCAUCACAAGCGUUCAUGCUCAUUUACUUCUCCUUCCCUUGGCAUAGACGGUGAGUCUGUGUUGGACUCGUUGAUCAAGCAGCCUCUGGCCUGACCUUCGCGACAUGUGCCGAACUGGGCCAUGUUGUGUACGGGAA
Messenger RNA from Neohortaea acidophila, 1721 nucleotides. RefSeq lists its product as uncharacterized. Bases 46 to 1467 code for a protein of 473 amino acids. The record is from RefSeq and is a predicted model, not a curated record. The transcript is spliced from 2 exons. NCBI's taxonomy places the organism in Eukaryota, Fungi, Ascomycota, Dothideomycetes, Mycosphaerellales, Teratosphaeriaceae.